Xyrauchen texanus (razorback sucker) is the source of this 2165-nucleotide messenger RNA. RefSeq names its product epithelial membrane protein 2-like. The record is from RefSeq and is a predicted model, not a curated record. The coding region runs from base 596 to 1084 and encodes 162 amino acids. Lineage: Eukaryota; Metazoa; Chordata; Actinopteri; Cypriniformes; Catostomidae. Gene Ontology annotation, cellular component: plasma membrane. The transcript has 5 exons.
GCACCGUGCAAGCAGUUUUUUAACCUUGCAGGUGCAGUGCGGUUAUGUCUGCGAUACCGGUCGAGUCUGGAGUCUGCGGUCGUUGUUGUGCAUCAAUAGAAGAGCUGAGUGGGCUGCUGUGGCAUGCGGACAGAUCGAAUAGGGCGUAUAGCACAUCACAGUUUUAGGAAAUAGGACGAAGAGGUCUUAAACUCUUAGAAAUACAUGGAAAUCUAUCAAGAAUGAUUGAGCAUGCGGUAAAUUUAAGGCAGACCCUUAAAAUGUUUUGGGUGUAUUUUUGACAACAGCAGAAAUAAACAUUUGUGUGUCUUGUCACUACAUCUUAUGCACGAAUUUCCUGUGAGCGACAUCACCGUUCUGGGAUUUCGCUAUCUGGAUGUGGGAUACGUAAGGACUUAAAAGUAAGUCCUCGGGAUGGGUGGGGUUCUCUAUGCAGCAAAGAGUGCGGGAGGGGGGCGAGACGACAACGGACGAGGUGCGAGGAAGUGAGAAUCCUCCUGGAUGGUGGGUCAACAGAUACACUACGAAAACAAGAAAUAAAUUGACAGCUUAAAUACCCAAAGGAUACUGUUUUUCCUCCAUUUAUCUUCUGAAUAUGUUGAGGGCCCUGGCAGGAAUCUGUUUGCUUCAUCUUACUACAAUUUUCUUCCUCUUUUGGGCAACCAUAGAUGAUGCUUGGUGGUUUACAAGUACACUUUACACAGACCUGUGGGGCAGAUGGGUGAUGGAGAAAAAUGACAAUGUUUGGGUGUACAUGGACAUACCCACAUCUUACCGGAAAGACUAUCUGCAGGCGGUACAGGCGUUUGCAGUGCUGGCCUGCCUGUUUGCGGUUAUCUCUCUGUGUGUGUUCAUAUUCCAACUCUUUACUCUGGGUAAGGGACAGCGGUUCACCAUCUCUGGUGUAGUGCAACUCAUCUCCUGUUUCUGCAUAAUGGUGUCUCUGUCAAUCUACACUGAUCAUUUUCACAGAGGUGAGAAGGAUGGAUGGUAUGGCUGGUCUUACAUCAUGGCCUGGUUUGGCUGGCUGCUGACCUUCUUUACGGGAAUUAUGUACAUCAUCCUGCGCAAGAGAGUGGAUUAAACUUCAGCCCUUGCUCUCAGUGCAAAUCUGUAGCAUUGGGUAUUCUCUUGUCAUGUAAACUUUACAGUGGACUACGAGUAAGUGUAAGUCUAGGUGCAAUAGGUUAUACAUAAAAUAUGUCUUAAAUGUUCCAGGUCUGUUAGAAUUGUCAGAACUUGUCCAACUAAAGACAACAUCUGCACUCAUUUAGCAAAACUUAGUCUGCCAAUGAGAAAAGCUUUACUCAGCAUUUGAAGAAAAGUGAUAAAAAAAAGAUUGAGAUGCAGAGGAUUGUUUUGAUUUUCUAGUUAUAUAAAGCAAUGAGAGGGUGUGAAAACUUUAGUGUGUGUAAGUAUUUAAGUAUGGUUAAGAUGUGAAGAGAUAGUAUAUUCAAGAAUGACAUGUAAAAAAUGUAUCUAUAACAUGUAUAAAGAGAAAACAAGUUGUGUAUAUAUAAAGUAUACAGAAAAAUAUCUAAAUGUAAUCAGAGUGUAGUUUUAAACUUUCCUCAGAGAACGAUUUUUUUCUGUUGAACAUCACAUGCACUUUAGAGACACAUAUAUAGGUUUAUUUUGGUUUGAGUUGAAUGUUUGUUCUGACAUUGGUUCUCUAUGUCGGUGUAUUUCUUUUCAAUGGAGUUUUGUUUUCUUGUAAAUGGCAAUAGCAAUAGCACAGGAUAGCCUCUAGAAAUGCAUUAUGGUGCUGUUAUUUUUUUUAUCACUUUCUCAUGUAGAGUUCUAAAUCCGCAAGUCAUUUUUGUAAUUUGACUGUACAAAAGCUCUGCCACCAUAUUUACAGAACUAUUUCCCUGUGACUUGUGCAACUCAAGGUGGAGAAAGUUUAUGUUGACAAUAACAUGUGUCAUGUUGCUAUGCCAUUAGCAUGGAUACGAAGGAUGUUUGUGUGGUCAGAUGAUCACCUUGAGGAUUCUAUGAUUCUGUUUCUGGAGCACGGAAUGUUCCGAAAGACUUUGCUUUCACAAUCUUAAAUGUAAUUUAUACUUUUUUUGUUGCAUCACAAUGUAUUUUUAAUCAAACAAUUCAGUAUUCUCUCAAAGAAGAAGCUCCUCAGAGUAUGGGGGUCUAAUUUAUGGUGUUUUUGC